GGUGGGUGUAUCCAGCCCAGCCGUUCUGAUGCUAGGAAGCAGCAACUCUUCCAUCCUACUCAGUCUGCUCUCCACUCUCCCUGCUCUCCCGUUUCAGCCAGUCUGUCUGCCCUCUAGCGUAGUACUCUCCUUUCACUCACCGCUAUUCAUCACCAUCUAGGAUAUAUUUACACAAACCCACGUAGGUAGACAGAGCACUGUCCUGGUGGACUGAAGGGUUUGCAUGUGGCUGCUACAUAGAGAUAUAUUUGUAUAUGCAUGUGCAUUAAGCUGGAAAGCUGUAGAAAGUGGGAAUGGAAGUGUGGCAGUCUUGCUGAAACUGAAGUUUCUUCCGCGCUACGUUUUUUGUCCCAAAGGAUACCACACACAGCUGCAGAGGCUGCCAGCUCCAACUGUAGCAAACGCAAGUAGAUGACUGAGAACUCAGCCUCCCAUGAUGGACAAGAAAAGUGCCAAUGGCUUUCAGACAAAGGCCACUGAGGGCGGUGUUCAAAGGAAGCAGCUGCCCUACUCAGUGGAGACCCCUUACGGCUUCCACCUGGACCUGGACUUCCUCAAGUAUGUUGAUGAUAUUGAAAAAGGCAACACCAUCAAAAGGGUCCACAUCCAGCGCAGAGUAAAAGGCCCACCUAAGUUCAGCACUCUACCUAGAAAUUUCAGCCUUCCUGGACAUGGAGCAAGGCCUGUCCCAAAAGAAAAAGACAGUUCAUGGUCUGGGACAUCCACUCUGGGACCCAAGCCUAAAUCACGGGUGACUGAGGUCCAGCAAAUCUUUGACUUCAGAGCAAGUGAAGGGGGAACUUCCAGCCAGAGCAGCAGAGGGGCAACCAGUCAAAGAACCGGCUAUGUUUCAGCCAAACCUACAGAUGAAGCAGGAACAGGGACUCGAGGUGUUGACGAAAAAGCUGUGGGGAUUCAAAGUCGUCCAAAUCUGCUCAGAGCCUCAAGCAUGCCCAUCACCCUACAGCAACGUAAAGGUUCAGAUUCAAGCAGUCCUGACCGUACUGUGGGAACACCAGAAAAUGGCUCAACAGAGAACAUGUUUCGUGCUUCACCAGACAUUACAGAGAGACGGUGUGUUCCCCAGGAUCGGGCAGGGCUUCACCAGCAGAUUACAGUGGCACUGAAGCGGGUCAGAGAGCUGGAAGAGCAGGUUAAAACCAUCCCAGAGCUAAAGGCUCAGAUCUGCUCUUUGAGGGAGGAGAGAGAGCAGCUUCUACUUCAGCUGCAAGCUAAGGCCCAAACCCAGGUUUCCACAUUAUCCUCUACAGUAGCCACAAGUUAUGAUGCUAGGGCAAGCCCCCGGACACAAGGACACAGACCUUCAGAAGGGCUCAAUUUGGCUCUGAUUAGUCAACCUACUGGAGGUUUAGAAGACUCAAAGCCUCUGCCUGCAAAGCCUGUAUCAGGGAAAGAGAAACAAGGUGAGACAGAGAAAAUUAAAGCCUUACCAAAGGAGGGAGACAGUUCCUCACUGCACAUAGAAAUGAGUGGGUUGUCAGCACAAGAACUGGACAGACAAACACUGCCAUCAGACAAAUCUGACAAACGAAAAGAGACAUUAGAGAGUCCACUGGAGCAUGCAGUGCAAAAGCUAUCACGGGAGAUUGCAGGACAGGAUUUAACAUCACUCAGGGUGGCUAUAAAAGAAGCAGAGACUAGCAGUAUUGAAGACAGCAGUGCAUCACAAGAAGGAAAACCUGAGGACCCAGAUAGUAUGCAGAAUCUGCAGGAGAAGUUAAUGAUACUGGAAGCUAAACUUAGUCUGGCUAGCCAAGAACUCGAAAGAAGUAAUGUUCUUUUAAAAGAACAAAUAGAGGAGAACAAGAUGAAAGAGGAGAGAAUACUACAAAUGAGUGAGGGAAUGAGAGUGGAAGUUUGUACGCCAGAAGCACACGAUCGACCGAGAAGAGAGAGCAUUGACACAGGGACAGUGACAGAGAGAAUAGACUUUGCCAACCAAGAAACAGAGACAGAAUCCCCUGGUACAGUGGAUCAGGGGACAGACACUGAUAAAAUCUGUGUGGAAGUGUGUGUACCCAAACCAAGAGCCGGCAGUAUAGAUCAAGGAACAGUCACUAUUAAAGUUGACACUCAUGACCAGGUGACAGAGAUGGAAACAUCGAUAACAGAGAUGAGUCCACCCAGACCCAGAGCCAACAGCAUGGAACGAGGCACAAUAACCGAAAGGAUCACCACUCAGGAUCAGACAACCGAGACGCCCGUGGCUCAAAGGGUAAACCAAGUCACGGAGACAGAUGGAGCGACAGUGACAGACCAUCCACAGAGACCGAGGGCCAGCAGUGUAGACCGAGGGACAGAGACGGAAAGGGUAGGUACUGCGGACAGGGUGACAGAGACAGAAGUAGCGCAAAGGACAGACCAACAGACUGAGACAGAGACCCACAGACGACAGGACAACAACCCAGGCAGAAAUGCAGAAGUGGGGAGUCAAGUGACAGAAGAUGUAGCCAGCCAAAGAGAAGAUGCAGGUACUGUAGUCAGUGAAAGAACAGAAGAUAUAGAAGCAAAAGAAAAAACCAUUGAAAGUGUGGCGGCAGAAGUAGUUGCAGAGAGUUCCGUUAAAGCUGUAGAAAGCAUAGUUUUACAAACUUUAGGUUCAGAUGUUGUAAGCCAGAAAGAAGAGGGUUCCAGUCCAGUUCCUGCAACAGCUGAAGAUAAGCUUAAAGUGAGUCUUGCAAAAGAUGACUCCAAAGCAAGAGAAGAUAUACCCCCAAAGACUGUAGAAACAGAAAUUGUUGAAAUGAAACAGGUUGCCCCAGAGUCUGACAAAAAGAAAGAAAUAGUAGAAGGGGAGAUUGUGUGUGCAACAAUCAAAGAAACUGUGGUCACUGACACUGUUGUAGUAUCAGCAGAGAUUUCAGCUGUGAAGACAGUAGCUCCUGUAAGACCACAGAGAGGCCGGAAGCUCUCAGGGGAGCAGGUGCAGCCGUCCCUUCCUCAACUUCAGGUUGUACCUGUCCGUCCUCGUAGGGGAUCCAGUGAAACACAAUCCCAGCAGACCCAGCCUCAGACAAAAACUCAGCCCUCGCCACAGAUACAGAGUGCACCUGAGGUUGAUGCUAAAUUCAAAGCACAAGUGUCUGAACCAGAGGAAAAACCUCAAACCCCAUCUGUGUCUCAGGUUGAGGACCGCACUGCAGUAAAGACGCCUGCUAAGGAACCUAGUGAGAAAAAAUCUCAAUCACAGCCUCAAGUUGCCACUCAGAGUCCAUCUCCAGGCUCCAGUGAAGUCCAGAUCAGACCCAAAUCAAUUCAACCCCCAUCUCAGCCUCAAAGUUCUGCAUCUCGUCGGGACUCUAAAGAGCUUAAAGCACCACAGAGGGGAUCUAGUGUGUCACAAGCUUCUAGACGUGGGUCAGGAGAAGCCCAGACCCGCCCAACUCGCCAGGUAUCGACGGAUGCCCAGCCUCAGUCUCAGGGCUCUCGUAGAAGUUCCAGUGAGACUCAGCCUCCUAACAAAGAGGCUGGUGAAACACAAUCAUUACGCAGAGGCUCCAGCGAAGCAGCUCAGCGUCGUGGUUCAAGUGAGGCCCAGAUUUCGCGUCGUGACACCGGUGAGACUCAACCUCUUCGUCGCGGAUCCAGUGAGUCGCCAACAUCGCCUGCAGCUUUGGGCCAAGUUGUAACUCGGUUAACGGGGCUUCUAGGAGAACAGUGGGCACAGCUGGGUAGCGGCUCCGGAGCUCAACAGACGCCAGGCCAGCAGGAGAGCCCCAGCACGCAGAAACAGACGACGGGGAAAAGAGCAGAGGCAGGAAAGGGAACGUCAGCCAAGCCUGCGGGGAAAGCUACCCCUGCAGCAACAACAACGGGGAAACCAGCAGGGAAACCUGGUCCUUCCAAAAUGAGCUCCAUUCAGAGUCAACUGGUCAGCUCCCUCAGCGUCCUCUCUGCCUUCUACUCCCCAGGCCAGAAAGCAGCUGCUGCCAGCAAACAGCAAGAACAAGGUCUAAAAUCUAUUAUGAAGAAAAAUGGUGUUGCUGACAAGCAGGGGAGCAAAGGAGCCAAGAAAAACCUGAAGUUUGUUGGGGUGAAUGGAGGCUACGAGACGACAUCCAGUGAGGAGUCCAGUGGAGACGAGAAGUCGAAGGUUGAGGUGGAGGAAGAAGAUAGCUCAGAGCCAGAGGUGGAGAAGGAGAAGGAGGAAGAGGAAGAGAAACAGAAGGAGACUGAGGAGGGAGCAGAAACGCAGGGAAAAGAUGCAGAGGCCUCAGCUGAAGCAGGAGGUGCUGUGGCUGAAGAAAAGGAAGUCGAAAGAGGCCUGCUGGAUCCAGAAAGCAGCCAUGAUCUUCUGGAAGAGCAAGCUGAAGGAGAAAAAGUUGACAAGGGAUUUAUAGACGCCUGCCUUUAUGUGAAGGACAGAAUGGAAGAGGUUUCAUCCCCUGAUAAGGAAAUGCGGCAGGUGUUAGUGGUGCUCUACCAGGAGUGGUUCAGGGUGUCCAGUCAGAAAGACUCACAGGCAGAUACAGUCAGGUUAUACCUACGACAGGUGGGACUGACCACACCCACUCUGCUACCAUAUGUUGUUAACCUGACAGACGGCAAUGGAAACAUGGCCCUCCACUACAGUGUGUCUCAUUCUAACUUCUCAGUGGUCAAACUGUUGCUGGAUACCGGUCUAUGUGAAACAGAUAAUGUGAACAAGGCGGGCUACACUCCAGUGAUGCUGGCUGCACUGACGGCUGCUGAGAGCCCUGAUGAUCUGGAGGUGGCACAGCAACUGUUGAAGCUGGGUGACGUCAACGCGCGCUCCAGACAGGCGGGUCAGACAGCGCUCAUGCUCGCAGUAAGCCAUGGCCGCGUUGCCAUGGUGAAGCUGCUCCUGAGCUGCGGUGCGAAUGUAAAUGCUCAGGACCGCGAGGGAUCUACGGCCCUGAUGUGCGCCAGCGAGCACGGACACACAAACAUCGUUCGUCUGUUGCUGGAGACAGGUCGCUGUGACACCAGCCUCGUAGAUAAGAAUGGUCAGACUGCUCUGUCGGUGGCAGAGGGAGCCUCUCACCAAGACAUAGUUGACCUUCUGAAGGCCCCGGCUGAGGCUAAGGCCUCUGAGCCCAUGUUUACCACAGACCUCCUCUGAGCCAGAGUUCCCUGAACCAUUCCAGCUCGCCGGCCACAAUUCUUCCAUUUCCAUGACCGUCUGCCCCCCAACAUGGAGGGAAAAAGGUGAAAUGAACACACGGUUACACCAGACAGGACAUAUAUGUAAGGACGACACUGAAACCUCUGAGACCAUCUCUGCCAACGUGCCCUGUGGGUGUUUAUGGAUAUGCUGCAUCAACCACUGAAGUGGACAGACAACAAAACGAGCCGGAUGGAUCGAUGAUUUUUUUAUUGCCAUGGUGACAAAUGUGAUUGACAAGAUAUUGAUUAAGACACAGGGUGAUAAUAUAAAGCAGGACAAAGGAUAAACAGAAUGACAAGUGGACAGAGAGACACUCUGAACUGCUGCUUCUUAUCAUCAUGUAACUCUUAAAGCAAAAUACUAAGCACAUGAUCUACCUUUGAAAUAUGAUAUUAAAUAUAACAUUCUUUCUAUUUUUCUUUUACGACAUUGACAUUGUUCUUUUCAUAUUUGGACAUAAGCCAUUAUUGAGAACAUAGUAUAUGUAGAAUGUUAUUCUACCAGAUUAUAACCAUACAAACACAGAAACUGUAUUUUGUACUGCACUUUUUUUAUUGUGUUUGUGUACAGUAAAUAGUCCUCUCUAAUAUCGGUGUCCAGAACAAACUACAGUAUAUAUAAAUAUAUAUCUCCAAAAGUGUUCAAUAUACAUUUAAAUAAUAGAAUAGAUCCUCAAUUUCUAACAGUUCAGUGGCUAUUUGACAUCAUUUAUUGUACUGUUUUUGCCAUAGUAAUCAUGUUUUAUUCACAUAUGGGACAUGACUGAUCAUCGUGUGUGGAUUAUUGAAACAAAUGGUUUAGUCGGAGAUAAAAUGUUGCUGUUGGACACUAAAAGAAUUUUUAUAAUAUAGUAUAUGACCAGAGUGAAGAUAGACAAAAAAAAAUCUUCUCUUAAGAAGAUUGUACCGAACAGAAGGUGCUGCAUGCCAAUACAGUUACUCCCCCUACUGGCUGUCUUGUGAUACUAAACAGCAGUAUGUUGUAAUACUGUCUGUCAUGAUUAACAUCUCUCUCUGUCUCUCCAUCCUUCAGUUCAAAUAUAAUGUACGUCUUGUUCGCCUGCUCGUUUCAAAUCAUGUAUGCAACUGCUACAAAAUGCACAAUGAAUGUCAGGCUGGCUGUGACACAUUCCAAGAAAAAAAAAUGUAGCAAACUUAACUAUACUGGCAUGGAUCAUAGGACUAGCAGAGAUAGAUAUUUCAAAACAGUAAACUGACAACAUGAUAAAUCUACAAAAAUGGGAGGUUGUUUUUCACAGUCUAAGAAGCAAUAUUAAUGAAAUAUUACCGUGUCAGUCAGAAGCUAGGUAGGGUGAGUGAGCUCGGUCUUGCCUUAAUCAGAUGACUGUCCUCCAUCCCAGAGACGCCAUGCUUCCCAGGGAGUAAAGUCUUUUUCUAUUGUUUAACACAAGCCCGCAUUCCUAAAGCAUCGUAAAGCAGGAGUAGUGGUCCUAUAAAAUGUUUACAGUUCAGCGUUUCCCAUGUCAGUGACCACUUCACAUGUCAGACAAAGCGAUAAGUAAUUUAACUUAAUAUAAUUACAUAAUAAAUGAAAUAACAGAAUUUCAUUUCUAAUGAUUUCAUUUCACCGUGAGCCUCCUCAUCCUCCUCUGGAUCAUGAUAGCUAGAGGUAAACAUGCUCUUAAAAGUGAUCUCUGAAUGGGGUAAACUCAGUUUGUGAGGGUCACUGAAGGUAGAAUUUAAAGGGUAAUACCACUCGAUUUUAAAUUUAACUGCCGUAUCUGUGGUCUACAGUGAUCCAGUUUGCAUUUACAGUCGGCAAAUAAAUUACUUUGUACUGAUUCAAGAGUCUAGAAAACUAAUCAAACUCUGGAGAGCUUUCUAGUGUUUGUUUCUUAUCUACAAAUGAAACAUCUCAGUUCAUCUUAUUAGGCAUUACUAUCGCUGGAUUCCAAAUGUAAUCAUUUGUUUCCAUCACAAUAAAUUUUUAUUACAAUGCAUCUUAUUAGCUCCGUAAACUUUUUUUUACAGCAUGAUCUGACCAUUGAUCCUGCACCAAUGUUUUGUUAUUCCCAGACAGUUUCUAAACAUGGGAGCUCAUAUAGACUGAAUAUGAAGAUAGACUCAUCACAUAAGGUUUACAUGGAGCUACAUGUAUUGACUGAACAUGUUUAUCAGUGGCUUAGUAAAGUUAUCCUCAUUUGUUGAGUCACAAAGUAGCACAGAAUUUCUCGACAAUGACGCUGCAUUUACAGCAUCAGUAAAUCUCAAUUUCUCAAAUUUCUGAUUGUCUGUAUAUUCAAGAACACCACGAAAAGUCAGUGUAGCUUCCCACGUUUCAGACAGCCAAAGGGCGAUCAGAUCUGUGCUUUGAGAAGUUUCUGGUGCAUCUGGUCUUCCGUGCCUGCAUAUUACGUCUUUAUAGAAGUCACAUCUAUGUUUAAUCCAGUGUGACCCUGAUGUAAUAAGAUUUCACAUCUGGCCAAACACCAAAGAACUGAAAUCGAAUCUGUUUCACGCGGGAUUAAAUGUAUGUAUUUUAUCUGUUCCUGUAAAUCCAGCCAAAUAUAUGUACAUAUAGUAUUGUGAAAAGUAUAUAACAAGUAUUGUCUGACAGUUUGCUCUAAAAAUUAUAUGAAGUAUUUAUUCCAAAUGCUAUAUUUUUAAAUCAUAUAUAAUAUACUUAUGUAUGCAUGGACAAAUAUUCAAAUGAUACUUCUCAAGGGGGAAUUAAGAUGAUUAAAAAUUAUACUGAGUGUUCCCUGAUGAUGUGAUUAUUUGACUUACCUUUGAUUGGUUGGAUGGUUAUAGUACAUAUAUUAACUGACGAGGUUGUGGACUGUCAUGUGCCCUUUUAUGCUACUUUUGACAUGUGGAGGGGAAAUAUGAAGCAGAUGUGACAUUUACCAGGACUAUGACGGCAACGUCUCCCUUGUUUGAAUACCAGUCAGAGAAUUAAAGUCUAUGUACAGGACAGAGUCAGAUGUAAAGACCUCUCUGUAAUAUUCCUUGUACAACUGGCUUGUCUGUUACAAACCGGAGAACUACUUCUAAAUAAAUAAAGAUUUAAAAGUUA
Molecule: messenger RNA, 8185 nt
Organism: Acanthochromis polyacanthus (spiny chromis)
Lineage: Eukaryota; Metazoa; Chordata; Actinopteri; Pomacentridae
Gene: kank4
Product: KN motif and ankyrin repeat domains 4
Exons: 10
Coding region: 434-5104 (1556 amino acids)
Biological process (GO): negative regulation of actin filament polymerization
Cellular component (GO): cytoplasm; cytoskeleton
Molecular function (GO): protein binding
Source: RefSeq, a predicted model, not a curated record